UGAAAAACAUCAUCCGUUUAAAAUUUGUUAAAUUUAACAAAGAGAAGAGAUUAAGUUAGGGCUCCGAUUGAAUCCUAAUACUGAAGAGAAUUCUACUAAUCAAAGUCUGAUAAAAGAUCGGAUAAUCCUAACUUUAUCUUUUACUGAAUUAUCCACAGUGGAAGCUUUGGAAACGGAUUCAAGAAGUAUAAAAGUGUAAAAAAACUGAUGCUGUACAAAGCGGAAGUUUUUGAAAAAAAUUAAUAAAAGAAAAUAAGGAAGCAGUUUAGAGAAAGACCAACAAUGUUUAAACUCUAAUAAAAAUCUAAACCAAUGAUUGAGAAAAAUAGAUACAAGAGACAACGACGUCGUUUUGAGGGGAGUAGGCAAAUCACAAUAUCCCGCAUACAUUGCAGUAGUAUCCAAACAUAAAUUGUACUGAACAUUAUUAAAUUAAGAAAACUUAUCAACGAAUUGCGAUAUACCUAUAAUUUGUAAAAGUUAUUUGCCGUUCUUAAUUCAGUCGUUCGUCAUACUAUUACCACUUGAAGGAAAGCGGCAAACCAAUGCCCAAGGAUAAUAAAUCAGGAGCACAGGAACGUCAAAAGAGUUUACUAUUUACAAACAGCCACAACAGCCAUUCGUCUAGCAGUUCUGCUAAUGGUGGUCGCUAUCGCAAAUUUUUUGUACGUGGCCGCACAACAGUGGGGGCACAGGGUUCAACUGCAGCCAACAGUAGCGCACGUGAGCAAUGCUGCACUCUAAAACCAUCGGUACAAUACGCUGGUGCGACAAGUAACAGCCUCCUAAACAGCGGAACUGUUUGCAGGGUAUCCGCUGACGUAAAUUCUAAGGAUCAAAAACUGUACGAGUUUCAACGGAAAUUUCCUCUUUGGCUGCCUGAAUACCAAACAAAUGCUUUCAAUGCCUCCAUGGAUGAAAAAUAUGUAGAAGCAAUUUGGGCAAGCUUAAAAAAUGCUAUACAGGAGAUACAGAAGAAAAAUAACUCUGGCCUAUCGUUUGAACAAUUAUACCGCAAUGCAUACAACAUGGUGCUUCAUAAGCAUGGCAAUCGUCUCUAUUAUGGAUUGCGUGAAGUGGUGUCCGAACAUUUAGAGCAUAAAGUUCGCCAGGAUGUGCUUGAAAGUUUACACAACAAUUUUCUUCCAAAGCUGAAUCAAGCGUGGAAUGACCACCAAACGUCCAUGGUGAUGAUACGUGAUAUUUUAAUGUACAUGGAUCGUGUUUAUGUACAGCAACGCGAAGUGGAUAACGUAUACAAUUUAGGCCUGAUAUUAUUCAGAGAUCAGAUUGUUCGUUAUACGGAGAUUCAAAAGGCUCUACGAGAAACAUUGCUAGGUAUGGUUAUGGACGAGAGGAGUGGGGAAGCCAUUAAUCAUUUAGCUAUUAAAAAUGCCUGUCAAAUGCUUAUGUCAUUGGGAAUCAAUACACGCUCCGUUUAUGAGGAUGAUUUUGAAAAACCGUUUCUUGCGCAAUCUGCAUCCUUUUACAAGUUCGAAUCGCAUAAAUUCCUUAACGAAAAUAAUGCUGGUGUUUACAUUAAAAAAGUUGAGGCCCGAAUACAAGAAGAAUCUGCUCGCGCAACAUUAUAUUUAGACAAAGAUACGGAACCGCGUAUAGUUAAAGUUGUUGAAGAUGAACUUAUUAAGAAACAUAUGCGUACCAUUGUUGAAAUGGAAAAUUCCGGUGUUGUUUACAUGAUUAAAAAUUCAAAAACAGAGGAUCUUGCAUGUACCUACAAACUAUUUUCUCGCCUAAAAGAGGAAGGUCUCAAAGUUAUUGCUGAUACUAUGUCUUCGUAUUUGCGCGAACAGGGCCGAAUAUUAGUAAAAGAAGAAGAAAAUGGCAAUACCAAUCCAAUAACUUUUGUACAGAAUUUGCUCGAUUUAAAAGAUCGGUUUGAUCGGUUUUUGCAUCAUUCUUUUAACAACGAUCGAUUAUUCAAAAACGUUAUUUCCGCAGACUUUGAGCAUUUUUUAAAUUUGAACCAAAAAUCUCCGGAAUAUCUUUCAUUAUUUAUAGACGAUAAACUUAAAAAAGGCGGCAAAGGUAUGAGCGAACAAGAAAUCGAAACAAUAUUGGAUAAAACAAUGGUUCUUUUCCGAUUUCUUUUGGAGAAGGAUGUUUUUGAGCGCUAUUAUAAAACACAUUUAGCCAAACGCCUGUUGCUAAAUAAAUCAGUCUCAGAUGAUUUCGAAAAAAAUAUGAUAUCAAAAUUAAAGACUGAGUGUGGAUGUCAAUUUACCUCAAAACUAGAAGGAAUGUUCAAGGAUAUGUCCGUGUCAAAUACCAUAAUGGAAGAAUUUAAGAACUAUGUAAAUAUUCACAAUUUAUCACUAUCGGGCGUUGAAUUAACAGUGCGAAUAUUAACUACUGGAUUUUGGCCUACUCAGACGGCAACACCUAACUGCAACAUACCAUCAGCGCCCCGUGAAGCAUUUGAAAUAUUCAAGAAGUUUUAUUUGGAUAAGCAUUCGGGCAGGCAGUUAACAUUACAACCACAAAUGGGCACCGCUUAUAUUAAUGCUGUGUUUUAUGGCCGCAAGGUUGAUAGUGAUAAAGAUAAAGACGGUCCCAGCUCAAGCAUGUCCUCCAGCACAAAUGGCUGCACGGCGCCAACAAAUACUCGUAAACACAUACUGCAAGUGUCAACGUAUCAGAUGUGUGUUUUAAUGCUGUUUAACAAUCGUGAUGUGCUAACUUAUGAGGACAUACAACAAGAAACUGAUAUCCCUGAACGUGAAUUGGUGCGCGCACUUCAGUCGCUGUCCAUGGGUAAACCUGCACAGCGAUUACUUGUGCGAAACUCAAAAACGAAGACAAAAGAUAUCGACCCCACAGAUGAGUUUUAUGUAAAUGAUGCAUUCGUUUCUAAAUUUCACAGGGUAAAAAUUCAAACAGUUGCCGCAAAAGGAGAGACUGAACCAGAACGCAAAGAAACGCGGGGUAAAGUAGACGAAGAUCGCAAACAUGAAAUUGAAGCAGCUAUUGUGCGAAUAAUGAAAGCAAGAAAACGUUUACCGCACAACUUGCUGGUUUCUGAUGUUACAUCACAGCUGAAGUCUCGAUUCUUACCCUCUCCUGUUUUUAUUAAAAAACGAAUAGAAGGCCUUAUCGAAAGGGAAUAUUUGGCUAGGACUCCCGAGGAUCGAAAAGUUUACAUUUAUUUGGCAUAAGCUCUCAUAACCUUAGUUCUAUUCUAAAAAGAAAGGCAGAAAGAAUAGCGAGAAAGGGUCUUAAAGCAAAGAAAUAGAAAAUCAUUGAUACUUAAUUAUAUUGCUGUAUAACAUCAUCGCUACAUAACAGAAAAACGCUAUCGAUACUUUUUAUAUUCACCUACUCGCCAUUUCUAAUUUGCGUAAAUUUUUGGGAUUCGUCUAUUACUAUCUAUAAUUUCCAUCUUUUGCACACCCAAAUUAUGCUCUUCACUAAUAUAUUUCACUUCUCAAUUUAUUAUUUUGACUUUUGCCUUAAAGCCUCUUUCUGCAAAAUUUCUCUGAGCUUUUUAUACCUUCCAACCUAAAAAAAAUGAUCUAAAUCCCUAUUGAAUACAAAAGUUUUUUUUUUAUAAUUGCGGUUGAUUCGUUUUUUUGUGUGCAAAUAUCACAAAUGUAAUUUUCGCGCCGAAUCUGUUGCGAGAAACUUGACAGUGGUUCUCUGGUUAACAUUGUGGGAUUGUGUGACAUCGAUCUAAUUAUCAAAUAAUGUGUAUAUUUUAUGUCUAAAUCCAAAAAUAAGUUAUUGGGUGGGCAUAGAAAGAAAUUACCACUCUAACCGAAGCGAUAAACAGUAUCAAUUUGAACAAGUCGAACCAGUCGACCACAUGAAAUCAAAGCCACCGCUCUCCAAAAUCUUAAUUUAUUUCAGUUAGUGGUGUUUUUAAAUCUGUUUUAUAAUAAUUAAAGGCAUUGAAAAAAAUAAAAUUUAAUCAGACCCGAAGAUACAGUACAUAUAAACAUACACAAAUUAAAAAAUAAAAUUAAAAAGAUUUUUAUUCGUCUCCGUUUCUUCCCUUCAAUCACACCAAUAGACUUGGGUUGCUUUACUAAAUGUGUGCACUGACUUAUUUCGCUGUCAUACACAUGACAUGUUUGAAAUGUGAAAUGAUUGAAUAAUGAUACACUUAAAUAUAACAAAAUACAAUAUAUUUUAA
Anastrepha ludens (Mexican fruit fly) is the source of this 4153-nucleotide messenger RNA. RefSeq names its product cullin-3 (gene Cul3). The record is from RefSeq and is a predicted model, not a curated record. The transcript has 11 exons. Gene Ontology annotation, biological process: protein ubiquitination; ubiquitin-dependent protein catabolic process. The coding region runs from base 546 to 3176 and encodes 876 amino acids. Gene Ontology annotation, cellular component: Cul3-RING ubiquitin ligase complex. NCBI's taxonomy places the organism in Eukaryota, Metazoa, Arthropoda, Insecta, Diptera, Tephritidae. Gene Ontology annotation, molecular function: ubiquitin protein ligase binding.